Messenger RNA from Silurus meridionalis, 3011 nucleotides. RefSeq names its product asteroid homolog 1a (gene aste1a). The record is from RefSeq and is a predicted model, not a curated record. The transcript has 5 exons. Lineage: Eukaryota; Metazoa; Chordata; Actinopteri; Siluriformes; Siluridae. Gene Ontology annotation, molecular function: nuclease activity. Bases 175 to 2199 code for a protein of 674 amino acids.
AAAUCGACUCCUAUAUGGAAGCAGUUCAGACGCACUGUGGUCGGUUUGGGACGCAGCUGGAGCUCGUGCAACAGUAACAUUGCAGAAGAAGUGAACCUUCAUUAGGAGUUCAGAGGACUUAAUGAAGACACUGAAGACAAGAUCUUCACUCGCAGGAACCAGAUUUUGCUCAUUAUGGGUGUCAAAGGUCUUCACAGCUACAUUGAGAGCAACAGUGACUUCCUGAAGACACGCUGGUUUAGAGAAAGCAAACUGAUCAUCGAUGGAUCCAGUCUGUACUACUCUCUUUACCUCAGGUCUCACAUAGACCAAGCUCAUGGUGGAGAUUAUAGUGGUUUCGACAAAACGGUUACUCAGUUUUUCAGAAAUCUCAGGAUGUGUGAUAUUCAGCCGUACGUGGUGAUCGAUGGAGGGGACGACGUGAGCGGCAUUAAAUUUCACACCCUGAAGACGAGAUGCCAAGAAAGAAUUAGACGAGCCAACCGCUUGUCCAAGGGAGGUUCAGGGGAAAUUAUUCCCAUUCUCAUGAAAAAUGUGUUCAAGCAGAUCCUCCGGAAACUCGGCGUUCCCUUUAUUCAGUGUCUGGCAGAAGCGGAUUGGGAAACGGCCGCGUUGGCCAACGAGUGGAACUGUCCAGUUCUGUCCAACGACAGCGACUUCUACAUCUUCAGCAACCGAGGUGGAUAUCUGCCCAUCGAUCAUUUCCAGUGGCGGAAAGUGAGCCAUAAAUCCACUGCCAAAAAAUUCAUUAUUUCCAAGUGGUUUGGUUUUAAGAACCUCUGCAGCGCUUUUAACCGCAUGAAUAAACAACUUCUUCCACUUUUUGCCAUCAUCCUGGGCAAUGACUACACCAAACUGGACAAGAGUGCACUCCCAAACUUCUCAAAGUUCUCAACUAGACCUGGAGGAACCGCCCAGAUCGAUGGUUUACUCAUGUGGUUAUCACGUUUCCCAAACCCGAAAGAAGCCAUCAAUGCUCUCCUCAGCCCUCUGGGGAACCAGAGAUCAGAAAAUCUAAACACUGCAAUAAAUCAUGGAAUGGCAGCGUACCAGCUCAAUCCCAGCUCCAUAGCCCAGUUCUUUAUAAGUGGAGAACCUCAGGGAAGAACUCCAGGCCCUUUAGAGAACCUGCCCGACUGGAGUCUGAAACCUCUGGCAGAAGGAAAGCUGGCAUCCACUGUCAUUGAAGUCCUGACACUGCAGAGGGUCAUGUUGAACUUCCAGGUGGAGGAUUUUGGGCUGAGCAGCAGCAGCGAGACGUCUCGACCGAUACGACAGGUGAUGUACGGGGUCCUGCUGUGUACCAGGAGGCAGAAAGUCGGUAAACGUAGCAGGUCUUCUGGAGAGGAACUGGAACACAGUGUGGAGGAGUUCGACAGGACGGGAACGAUGCUGACCAGCUCCAUGGUUCCAGCAGUUUUACCACAAUGUGUAGCAACAAACCUUCACCUGGACUCACUGUGGGAGGAACCGCAGCAUUUGCGUCUGCAGGUCGUGUUGGAGGCUCUUGGUGUCUCCUCGAUCGCUGCUUCACUCCAAGUCCCUGAAGGUCUGCAGCUUGCCGUGUACGUCACGUGUUACUGGAUUAAACACGCGACGCCUAAGCCGAGAGCAGAAAUGUUCUGGGCUUUACUGACCGGCCUGGUCUUCGGUCACCUGAGCAGAGAGCUGCAGGCUGAGCAAGGAGGUUUAAAAAGCUGCAGAGUCGGAAGGGUAAGAAGUGUGGACCUGGAACUGGCUCACGCCUACAGUCAGUGGCAGUCAUGUCUGAAAGACAGCUACACCCUGAACCAGCUCCUGAAUCAUCCGGUACCGGAGCCGGAGUUAGCCUGGUUGUACUGCGGUACCUUGGUGCACGGUGCAGCCCAUGAGCUUAAACGAGGCAUCGAACCCGAGUCUUUUCUCGCCGGCGCUCCCGUCACAAUCGCGCUUUACAGAAACCUGCAGGCCGCAGUGGAGCACGAACUGGAUGACGACUUCAUCAAGAAGAUGAGGACCAGGACAUGGAUCACAGAGGUGCCGGUGGACGAACUGAGCAAAACGUUUACACGUCUCAUGGACGAAGACGAGGAUGAGCCCCAGUCCAUGAUGGAUGACAAGGCGCUGGAGGAAACCUGCAGCGUACGAGUCAGACACAAAACCAAAUGUAGAAAUACGAAAUCCAGAUCUACCAAGCAGGAUCAGGGGAAAUUUCAGUAAAGUGUUCAAACAACGCACUUAUUCAUUAAAGUUAUUAAAGAAAUUAACAAUUUUUUUUGUGAGGGCCACAUAAUAUUUACUUUCUUUAAUGGGGUCUGUAACAGAAAAUGCCCCGGGAUGGCGUGAAUGUAUUUUGGCUCCGAAUGCUAAAUUAGUUUAUUAUUUUGUUCUGCAGCGUACAGACACAUGAGCGUCACUUUACAGGAGAUACAUCACCUAUUAAAAGAACAGUAUUACUAUCAUAAUGACAUUCUUUAUAUUAAUUGCUAUUGAAAUCAAAAUAUUUACUUACUCAUGCAUGCGGUUGUCUGGUAAAUCUAACAAAUAAUUAAGCAGCGUUAAUAACUAGAGGUCGAGCGAUCGCGAUAGCUAGUUUGUAUCGUAGUCGCCGAUAAUCGAUUAAUCAACCAAUAGUUUUUAGAAUAGAUACUAGAAAAACACCAUAUUACUGAAGUUUAUUACAAAAUUAAAACCAGUGCUGAAUCAUGAAAAUGUGUUGAAUAAAAUAAAUAUGAAUAUAUACAUUAAUAAAUAUGUUAUAAAUAAUAAAUAUAAUCUAGCGCUCUCCGUGCAGCGCACAGUCUCACGUGUAAAAACAAACGUGGUGGGAUUUGUGUCUCCUAAAAUCAGAUUAUUGUUGAAUUCCGUCACACGUCAGUGUUUGUCACGUUUCUCAGGUGCAGUGAGAAGAUUCAUCACGUGAACGUGAAUUCAUUUUUAUUGUUGAAAAUGUAAUUUUAUCUGCAGUUGUGUUUUCAUGCCCAGUGUUUAUGGAAUUGUGACUUUUCUCUAAUAAAAUCAAAUGAAAGUCA